Molecule: messenger RNA, 1564 nt
Organism: Galeopterus variegatus (Sunda flying lemur)
Lineage: Eukaryota; Metazoa; Chordata; Mammalia; Dermoptera; Cynocephalidae
Gene: ACOD1
Product: immunoresponsive 1 homolog (mouse)
Exons: 5
Coding region: 48-1469 (473 amino acids)
Molecular function (GO): lyase activity
Source: RefSeq, a predicted model, not a curated record
UUCUACAAUUCACUCCUGAGCCAAAACCCCCUUUUUAGAACAACACGAUGCUCAAGUCUGUCACAGAAAGCUUUGCCAGAGUGAUCCAUGGCCUGAACGUGGAACACCUGACAGAUCGCGUUAUUCAAAGGAGCAAGAGAAUGAUUCUGGACACUCUGGGUGUUGGCUUCCUGGGAACCAGUACUGAAGUGUUUCACAAAGUCAGCCAAUACAGUAAGAUCUACAGUUCCAAUACAUCCAGCACUGUCUGGGCCCAGCCAGACUUCAGGCUCCCACCCGCAUAUGCUGCUUUCGUUAACGGCGUGGCUAUUCACUCAAUGGAUUUCGAUGACACGUGGCACCCUGCUACCCACCCUUCUGGGGCUGUCCUUCCUGUCCUCACAGCUUUAUCAGAAGCCCUGCCUCAAAGUCCAAAGUUUUCUGGCCUUGACCUGCUGCUGGCUUUCAAUGUCGGUAUUGAGGUGCAAGGCCGGUUGUUGCAUUUCUCCAAGGAAGCCAACGACAUACCAAAGAGAUUCCAUCCCCCCUCGGUGGUAGGAACUUUGGGUAGUGCUGCUGCUGCCUCCAAGUUUUUAGGACUUAGCUUGACACAGUGCCAAGAGGCUCUGGCUAUUGCUGUUUCUCAUGCUGGGGCACCCAUAGCAAAUGCUGCCACUCAGACUAAGCCCCUUCAUAUUGGCAACGCUGCCAGGCUUGGGAUGGAAGCUGCUUUUCUGGCAAUGCUGGGUCUCCAAGGAAACAAGGAGAUCUUGGACAUGAAGGUAGGCUUCGGGGCCUUCUAUGCCAACUAUUGCCCCAAAGUCCUUCCAAGCCUAGAUUCCCACACUUGGCUGCUGAACCAGCAGGACGUGGCCUUCAAGCGUUUCCCGGCUCAUUUGGCCACUCACUGGGUGGCAGAUGCUGCUGCAUCUGUGAGAAAGCACCUUGUAACAGAUAGAGCUCUGCUUCCCACUGACCACAUCAAGAGAAUUGUGCUCAGGAUUCCAGAUGUCCAGUAUGUAAACAGGCCCUUCCCAGACUCAGAGCAUGAAGCACGUCAUUCCUUCCAGUAUGUGGCUUGUGCCAUGCUGCUCGAUGGUGAUAUCACUGUCCCAUCAUUCCAUGAAAGCCAGAUCAACAGGCCACAGAUGAGAGGGUUGCUCAGGAAGGUGGAGCUGGAGCACCCUCCAGACAACCUGCCAAGCUUCAACACACUGUACUGCGAGAUAAGUGUCACCCUCACAGACGGAGCCACGUUCACUGAGCGCUCCAAUACCUUCUACGGUCACUGGAGGAAACCACUGAGCCAGAAGGACCUAGAGGAAAAGUUCAGAACCAAUGCCUCCAGGACUCUGUCCUGCAACACAGUGGAAAGUCUUAUCAAGACAGUAGGAAAACUGGAAGACCUAGAAGACUGUUCUGUGUUAACCACUCUUCUCAAAGGAUCCUCUCCACUGAGGCAUCACACUGCCUUUGGGGAGGAUCAAUGAUCUGCUUUGUAAAGCGAGGGUCUGCUACUUGUUCUGCCCAAGAAUAAAUGAAGCAAGGUGGAGACAUCCCAGAGACAGAACUAUAUAUAUAUUUG